Molecule: messenger RNA, 1143 nt
Organism: Nematocida ausubeli
Lineage: Eukaryota; Fungi; Microsporidia
Exons: 1
Coding region: 1-1143 (380 amino acids)
Cellular component (GO): endoplasmic reticulum
Molecular function (GO): mannosyltransferase activity
Source: RefSeq, a predicted model, not a curated record
AUGUUGGUUAUAAACCUAGCACCAAUUGAUCAGUCAGGACGUAGUCUGGCCAUAGCCCAGUAUCUUAAGAAAAACAGUCACUCAGUUACGCUUGUAUCAUAUAAAGGGGCCAGGGAUUAUUCUGGCCGAGUAGAAGACAAGUUGAAUAUUUCUUAUAUCCGGAAUAUUCCGACUAGAAAUAAGCCCAUCCUUGUGAGACAGAUACUUAUUCUGAUUAAGUUCGUAUAUAUAUCAAUUAUGAGCAUGGUUCACUUGUAUAAAUACAGGCUUAAUUUGCAUACGCAUGGCUUGAAGGAGUGCCUGACUAAUUGCAAGUUCUAUAACAAAGGGGGCACUGUGAUAUUUGUUGUACCACCAACUCUAACUGUCAUAUUUCCAUUAAUAUUCUCAAAAAUACUGGGAAUUAGAGUGAUCAUAGAUUGGCACAGAAUAUCCGUUGGGUUCAUGGAAAUAUUUGACAGGCAGAUUGCCAGGUGCGCAGAGAACAUAACAGUCACAUACGACAUGCAGAAGUACUUUAUUUCUCACAGAAUUAAAAAACCCUUUCUUCUGACGGAUAUUCGCCUAAGGAAGGCACUCACUAAGAAGGAAGAGACAAAAGACAGAAAAGUCUGUAAGAAGAAGUUCUUUGCAUAUUUAUCAGAGAAGUAUACGGAGUACAAGGAGAAGCUAGAUUCAAUAAAAAUAGGUCAGCAGAUUGGAAUAUGCAGCACAAGCUGCUCACAGGAAGAGAAUAUUGAAGGAUUUUUGGAAGAGUUGAAUACACUUAAUAUACCACAAGGGGGUGUACUAUUUAUAACGACAAAAGAGAAAAUAGAAUGCAAAAAUAAAACACUGCAAGUGAUUCAGGUAUUCCUGGAUUAUAAUGAUUAUUUAGAUCUCCUGGCAGUUGCAGACUUCGGAAUAUCCACUCAUGUCUGCAGACUUGAUUUUCCGUUGAAAAUAGUAGAUUACAUGGAUAGUGGUCUAAAGGUACUGGCUCACAGUAGUACACCCAGCAUAGGAAACAAGAAAGACCACAGCAGAAUAAUCAGAUAUACAAAUAAUAUGAAUAUGAGAAGGUGCCUGGCCAGGUUAUUCUCACAGAACAAAGGAACCAUGCGAAUUGAAACAAACAAAAUAGAAGAAGAGAGUAAAGGGUAA